AUGGAGACCAACCCGUACGUGUUUAAGAGCCUCGUGCAGAUCUACGAGGAGUACCUAAAUCUGAUGAUACACCGCGUGAAGGGUUACAAAGUACUUAUCCUGGACGACGAGACGAAGACGAUAAUUUCGCUGAUCUUCUCACAUUCGUAUAUUUUAGAAAAGGAAAUAUUCCUUACGUUGAAUUUUAACGACAGCAACAUUUUCGAAGAUGCAACAAACGGCAGUGGAAAAAAUGAUAAGUUUGACUUCAAAAAUUACAAAAUAAAAAAUCUGAAACAUCUGAAGGCCAUUUUCCUCUUAAGGCCUACACAUACUAACAUCCUAAAGUUAAUGAAGGAGCUGAGGAGACCAAUAUUUCUAGAGUAUUACCUCUUCUUCACCAAUGUCCUGAGCGAUAAGUACACGGAGAAACUAGCCAAGGCGGAUGAAUUUGAGGUGGUAAAGAAUAUUAUGGAGUACUACAUAGAUGCCUAUGUCCUCCAUGAUAAUUUGUUUUCCCUAAAUAUUGACUACACCUCUUUUUUCUACAAAAACGAUCAUAAUAAUUACCUGUCCGUUGGAGAUAGAGGUAGGAACAGAAGGAGGAAAAAAAAAGGUCCCUUUUUGAAAAAUACACCAGGUAUGCACUGGACUGAUGGAAACUACAACCUAGGGGAUGAUGGAAAAAUAUAUGAUAAACUCACUAUUGAUGAAUUUGAAGAAAUUGGGGAAGGAAAUAUGGAUUCCUUUUCCAAUGGACAAUUUCAAAAUAAUAAUGAUUACAACGUCAACACCAUUGUCGAUGAUGAUGUGGCGAAUUACUCUAACUUUGACCUGUUUGAAAAUCAAGUGGUUCAGAGGAUAGUAGACGGAGUAUUUUCUCUUCUCUGCUCCGUUAAGCAAGUGCCCGACAUUAUUUACAAUAGGAAGUCUCCCAUUUGUAAGCACAUAAUUGAUUUGUUAAAAAUUAAGAUGCUAAGAAAUGAAUCUGUUUUUUCUGGUGUGUUGGAUUCCUACGAAAGAUAUAAUGGAGAGGUACAGAGGCACAUAAAAAUGGCUAGUCAGCAGGGCGAACAUAGUAAUUACCAGUUUAAUAGCAUCAUUGGGAAUCAGCCUCCCAAUAUGGGGACUGAGGGAAAUUGUUGCUAUAUGCUAAUUCUGGACAGAAGGGAAGACCCCAUCACUCCUCUACUAACCCAGUGGACUUACCAAGCGAUGCUUCACGAACUUAUCGGUAUAGAAAACAACAAAAUAAAUAUGGGAAUCAAUCCAGAAGAAUCUCAAAUAGUUAUGUCGUGCAUAUAUGAUGAUUUUUACAAUGAGCAUUUAUUUGACAAUUUUGGAGAUCUCGGAAAGGCAGUCAAAACAUAUGUAGAUGUGUACCAAGAGGAAACCUCUCGAAAGAGCAACUUAGAAUCGAUAGAUGAUAUUCAGAAGUUUAUAGAGAUUUACCCAAAUUAUAAAAAGCUAUCUGGAAAUGUUACCAAGCAUGUGAAUAUUCUCCACAAAUUUUCUGAAAUUGUAGAAAAGAGACAAUUAUUUUAUAUGUCCGAACUAGAACAGUCCAUUGCCAUUUACGACAAAAAAAGUGAACACUUCAAGCAGGUCAUUGAGACCAUUAGAAAUGGAAUGUACAGUAAUUAUGAUGUGUUACGGCUGUCCUUGUUAUACAGCCUGAAAUACGAGGACGAAGAAGAAGUCGAGAUGAUAAAAACGGAAUUGACCAAAAGAAAUAUAGACAAAGAUCAAGUGCUACUGAUAGAUGCCUUACUAAUGUAUGCGAAUGAAGAAGCGAGAAAUAAUCAGCUAUUCAAAGAACAAACAUUUUUAGACUUUGCAAAAACGACGAUAACGAGAACGAUCAAGGGGACCUCAAAUGUUUUUACCCUACACAAAUCAUAUAUUUAUUACCUCAUUGAAGAUUUGUUGAAAUCCAAGCUGGAUAGUCAAACGUACACGACGACCAAUUUGCUGAACAUCGAACCUAAUGUGAAUAAGCGAGUCAACUCCAUGAUCAUAUUCUUCAUCGGGGGGGCCACCUACGAGGAGUAUCGCGACCUGCAGUACCUGAGCAAGCGGUACAACAUUUCCUUUCUGCUCGGCGCUACUCAGAUCCACAACUCGCAAUCCUUCCUGGCGGACGCACUGCAGCUGGUCAAGGACUGA
Plasmodium knowlesi strain H is the source of this 2145-nucleotide messenger RNA. Its product is annotated as vacuolar protein sorting-associated protein 45, putative. The transcript has a single exon. NCBI's taxonomy places the organism in Eukaryota, Apicomplexa, Aconoidasida, Haemosporida, Plasmodiidae. Gene Ontology annotation, biological process: intracellular protein transport; vesicle-mediated transport. Bases 1 to 2145 code for a protein of 714 amino acids. Gene Ontology annotation, cellular component: Golgi membrane. The record is from RefSeq and is a predicted model, not a curated record.